Molecule: messenger RNA, 1330 nt
Organism: Anolis carolinensis (green anole)
Lineage: Eukaryota; Metazoa; Chordata; Lepidosauria; Squamata; Anolidae
Gene: hmg20b
Product: high mobility group 20B
Exons: 8
Biological process (GO): regulation of gene expression
Cellular component (GO): nucleus
Source: RefSeq, a predicted model, not a curated record
UGUGACACUGGUAAACUCAAUAAAAAUUAUAAUGGGAAUUUGCUUUUGAUUUUCAGGGCCGGUGAGAGCCAACCGGGUGGCCUCCUGGUGUCCGUCAAGCAGGAGAAAGGGGAGAAGCCGCUCGCCGAGGAGGAGCCGGUGAAGAAGCGCGGCUGGCCCAAAGGCAAGAAGCGGAAGAAGGUUCUCCCCAACGGCCCGAAAGCGCCCGUGACGGGCUACGUCCGCUUCCUGAACGAGCGGCGGGAGCAGAUUCGAACCCAGCGCCCGGACUUGCCUUUCCCCGAAAUCACCAAGAUGCUGGGAGCCGAAUGGAGCAAGCUGCCACCCACCGAUAAGCAGCGGUACCUGGAUGAAGCGGAGCGUGAGAAGCAGCAAUACAUGAAGGAGCUUCGGGAAUAUCAGCAGUCGGAAGCCUACAAGGUCUGCGCCGAGAAGAUGCAGGAAAAGAAGAUCAAGAAAGAGGAUGCCGGACCCGGAGGCUUGAAUACCUUACUGAAUGGGUACAAGACCGGUGAAGGUGCCAGUGACAGCUUCUCCUCCUUUGACGUCCCCAUUUUCACGGAGGAAUUCUUAGACCAGAACAAAGCGCGGGAGGCGGAGCUGCGCCGCCUGCGCAAGGCGAACACGGAGUUCGAGGAGCAGAACGCGCUGCUGGAGCGGCACACGCGGAGCAUGAGCUGCGCCAAGGAGCGGCUGGAGCAGGAGCUGGCCGCCGAGGAGAGGCAGGCCCGGGACCUCCAGGCCCAGCUCCAGGCCGUGCGACAGGCCCUCGCACGCUCCUUCGCCAGCCUGCCCCUCCCAGGGACUGGAGAGACCCCAACCCUGAAUACUUUGGAUUUCUACAUGGCCAAGCUGCACAGCGCCAUCGAAAGCAACCCAGCUCAACACGAGCGGCUGGUGGUCCGCGUCAAGGAGAUCCUGUCCCGCAUCGCAAGUGAACAUCUAUGAACGGAUUCAUUUAUUCUCCGCCAUCCGGAUUCGCUUCUCUUCGCCUUUUAUUUACAUUGAUUUGCCUUCAUUCUCAACCAAUACAGAACAUUAAUUAUAUAUAUUCAAUAGGCAAAAAUCAAUGUAUUUAAUAGCAAACCCUCUUUUCUUAUAGAACCUUUGCUUUUUCCGAAUGGGAAAAAAUAUAAAUAAUAUUCCUGUUUAAUGUACUAGUUACAGCUUUCUUUCUCACUGAAUGUUCUGUGCAAUGUAUGGAGGGGAGAGAAUUAUAUAUAUAUAUAUAUACAUUUCUAUAUAUAUAUAUAUUAGCAAUAUAAUAAGAUGUAGUUCUAUUUCUUCUAUGCCUUUUUCUAAAAUAAAAGGGAAAAAAAUAUAAAUCUCA